AUGCUCUCCACCCUCGCCGGCUCCACUCCCACUCCCACUCCCACUCCCACCAGGGAGAGGGACCCCUUCGCCAUCGCCCAUGCCCUCUCCUCCAUUGCCUACUCCUCGUCUUCCUUCACCUCUCCACCAUCCCUCGCCACGGGCUCAGGGCUCCACGCACAGUGCAUAAAGCUCGGCGUGUCCGCCGGCACCUUCACCACGAACCACCUCCUCAUCUUCUACAAGAGGCGCGGCCACCUCGCCGGCGCGCUCCGCGUGUUCGACGAAAUGUCGCACCGGAACCUUUUCUCCUGGACCGCCAUGGUGUCCGGCUCCGUGCGCAACGCCGCGCCUGACCUGGGCCUCCAGCUGUUUGUCUCCAUGCUCGGCAACGGCCUCUGCCCCAACGAGUUCGCUCUCGCCAGCGCGCUCGGUGCUUGUUGCCAGUCAGCGGUGGCCAACGCCAGGCUCGGCCUUUCCGUUCAUGGCCUCGCUGUCAAAGCUGGCCUGGAUGUCAAUCCUUAUGUGGGAAGCUCGUUGAUGCUAAUGUAUGCCAGGCAUGGGCGUACUGCUGCUGCGGAGCACGUGUUUGCAGGCAUUGUUUUCAGAGACCUGGCAUGCUGGAAUGCGAUGUUGGAGGCUUAUAUCUCGAAUGGAUACGCAUGUGAUGCGAUGAGGACAGUGGUUCAGCUGCAUCGCUGUGGAAUAAGGCCUGAUGUUUUCACCUAUAUUUCAGCUGUAAAGGCUUCUUCGAUCAACAGCGAGUUGAAUUUUGGGCGGCAGCUACAUGGUCUUGUCAUCCACAACAGGUUCGAAUCCAGUACUUCAGUGAUGAACGCGCUUGUUGAUAUGUACUUCAGAGCAGGACAUGGCCAUAGCUAUCUUUGGUAA
Molecule: messenger RNA, 870 nt
Organism: Panicum virgatum (switchgrass)
Lineage: Eukaryota; Viridiplantae; Streptophyta; Magnoliopsida; Poales; Poaceae
Product: putative pentatricopeptide repeat-containing protein At3g15130
Exons: 1
Coding region: 1-870 (289 amino acids)
Biological process (GO): RNA modification
Molecular function (GO): RNA binding; protein binding
Source: RefSeq, a predicted model, not a curated record